This is a messenger RNA of Panicum hallii, 1520 nucleotides long. RefSeq names its product probable 3-beta-hydroxysteroid-Delta(8),Delta(7)-isomerase. Gene Ontology annotation, cellular component: endoplasmic reticulum; membrane. Bases 234 to 890 code for a protein of 218 amino acids. Lineage: Eukaryota; Viridiplantae; Streptophyta; Magnoliopsida; Poales; Poaceae. Gene Ontology annotation, biological process: sterol biosynthetic process. The record is from RefSeq and is a predicted model, not a curated record. The transcript is spliced from 4 exons. Gene Ontology annotation, molecular function: cholestenol delta-isomerase activity; C-8 sterol isomerase activity; steroid Delta-isomerase activity.
CUGGCAGCGCCAGCUCACCGCCACCACGAGGUCCACGGCCCAACCACCCAUCCGUCUCCGUUCAUCAGCGCUGCGCUCAUCCGAUCUUCAUCUGAUCCGCCGGCGCCGCAAUUUUAUCAUAACGAAGCUUCUGUUGCAGCAGGCCAGGCGAGAGGCGAGACGAUUCUCGUUUGCCAUCAUCACAUCCUCGUCUUCCCCGACUCCGAGAGUGAGAGCCUAGGCGGGCGGCUGCUAUGGGGGAACACGGCCACCCUUACUCGCCGGCGGAGCUGGAGCUGCUGGGGUUCGUGCCGCAGCGGCUGUCCCAGGGCGAGAUCCUCGCGCCGUUCCUGGGUGCCUCCCUCCUCGUCGCCCUCGCCGUCUGGCUCAUCUCAGGGAGAUGCGGCUGCAGAUCGUCCAAGGCCGACCGCUUGCUCAUGUGCUGGUGGGCGUUCACCGGGCUGACUCACAUCCUACUCGCGGGGCAUUUCCUCUUCACCCCCGAUCUCUUCAGCAGGGAGAACCCCAGUUACUUCGACGAACUCUUUAAGGAGUUCAGCAAGGGUGACUCCAGGUACGCCGCCAGGGACAACGCAAUCUUCGCGCUCGAAGUGGUAACGAUCGGGUUCAAAGGCCCUGCAUCGCUGCUCGCAGUCUAUGCAAUUGCAUCCAGGAAGUCCUACAGCCGCAUCCUCCAGUUCGCCAUUUGCUUGGGCCAGCUCUACGGAUGCUUGUUCUACUUCGUCACCGCGUACUUGGCUGGCUUCAACUUCUGGGCCAGUCCAUUCUACUUCUGGGCGUAUUUCGUCGGCGCGAACAGCUCGUGGGUUGUCGUACCAACGCUCAUCGCUUCAAGGAGCUGGAAGAAGAUCUCCGCGGCAUUUCGAGCUGAGAAGGUGAAGACCAGAUGAUCCUGCCUUCGCCAGUAGUUAGGGGCUGAUUGGUUGCCCGGUUUUGCUCGAGCCAGGCUCUCGGCGUGCAACGGGCGGAUGAUUGGUUAGCUGCAGCAGCAGGGCCUGGCUGGCGCCAUGCAAGGUUCCCACCUGAGCCUGGCUCCACAGAUGCGGUAAAAUCCUCCGUUUCCACCGGGCCAGGCUGAAGCGAGCGCACGAGCUGUGCGGGAGUAGAGAGGAGCGGUGCAGAGACAGCGUGAGAACAGGGCAACCAAUCAUCUGAUCUGCUUAGCCAUGCUGUAAAUAUACAGACAACCAAUCAACUGGCCUUUGCAUGGCGUCGGUCUGGCCAGACACAGCCUGGCUCGGUGGUGCGGGGCAGGCUGGGGCCAUGCGGGAAACCAAUCACGCCCUUGGUGUCCGUUUGGUUGGAGAUGAUGACAACUAUUGUAAAACGAUGGGCAGAUCAUUUGUUCGUCAAACCGGAAUCCUUGUGAUAACUUAUUGCAGAUCCCAUUGUACCUUUUGCAAAUGAUCCUGCCUUCGCCAGUAGUUUGGUUUGGAGAUAAUGAUACUUAUUGUAAAAUGAUGGGCAGAUCAUUUGUUCCUCAAACUUGUUGCACAUCCCAUUGUUCCUUUUGCAAAUGA